Messenger RNA from Aplosporella prunicola CBS 121167, 694 nucleotides. RefSeq lists its product as uncharacterized. The transcript is spliced from 3 exons. Gene Ontology annotation, biological process: mitochondrial electron transport, cytochrome c to oxygen. The coding region runs from base 112 to 609 and encodes 165 amino acids. NCBI's taxonomy places the organism in Eukaryota, Fungi, Ascomycota, Dothideomycetes, Botryosphaeriales, Aplosporellaceae. The record is from RefSeq and is a predicted model, not a curated record.
ACACGCUGCAAUCAACCACCAUCGAUCAAUUGGUCCGCAGCGGCGAGCCCUACGGCCCUUAACUCACCCACCCCGUCGGUUUUCGUGCUACUCUCCACUCCACACUUCACAAUGCUUCGCUCCAGCAUCGCCCGGGCUACCAGCUCGGCGCCCUCGGUCGCCCGUCAAGCUGCCCGUGUUCAGACUCGCAAGGCCCACGCGAUCUCCAGCCCUACCCUGGCCAACAUCGAGAAGCGCUGGGAGGGCAUGCCUCCUCAGGAGCAGGCCGACCUGUGGAUGGCGUUGAGGGACAGGAUGAAGGUUGACUGGAAGGAGAUGACUCUGCAAGAGAAGAAGGCCGCGUACUGGAUUGCCUUUGGCCCCCACGGCCCUCGCGCCCAGACCCCUCCCGGUGAGGCCAAGCAGGUCUUCCUCUACGUCCUCGCCGGUGUCGGUGUCUCUGGCGUCCUCUUCGGCAUUGCCCGCUACUUCGGUAGCAGCCCCCCCAGGACCAUGACCAAGGAGUACCAGGAGGCCUCCGAGGAGUACCUCAAGUCGCAAGGCUCCGAGACCAUCACCGGCUACCCUGGCAUGCUUGUCCAGAGCAAGCCGGAGAAGAAGCAGAGCUAAAUAUCUCGCCCUGGCUAGGAAAUUUCUCUGGUUGUCAAUUUAACAUGCAGACGUGCUUUCCUUUGUUAUCUGUGACAUUACCCUG